GCUUAGGGCCACACGGUCUGCUGAGCCAGCACUUUCUCAGGUGGGUUAUUUUGUCGCUUAUAUGUUAGGAAAACAAAGGCGGCAGGAUUACUAUGUUGAGUGGAUGCAUGGAUGCCCAUACAUACUGCACACACACGUGAUCCCAGAGUCUGGUGGACAGCCUGUGUUCAUUAGGGCAAAUGGGCCUGGACAUGGCAGCAUGUAUGCAACAUUACACAGCUUCUCACUGCACCAGUGCAACCAUGGAACUAAAUGCCUUCAAAGAUGCUGAAGACUCCAUCAGAUGCUCUGUCCAUACAGAAGAAGCAGCUCUCUCUUGAGACUCAACGUAUCUCGAACAUAAUGGAAAACUGCAUCAGUAAAGUUGAGCUUGCGGCCACUUUUCCUGCUGUCCUCCAGUUUAACCGCCUGGAGUCUGGUGUUGUGGACACAGAGUUGAGUAGGGUGCUUCAUGAGCAUCAAGUAUUACGUAAAAUGUUGGAGGAACUGCAAGAUCUUGAGCAGGAGUUAGAUGGGGAGCAAGAGGUAGAAGCCGGAGCUGCAAGGACGAGAGACAGGGCUCAGCUUGAGGGGGACAUCCAGAACGCUGCCAGAGACAUGUUCAGGUUUUUCCGUGCCCAUCCUGAUGCAGUUCUUUGCUUGGGGGCAGAGCUAGGUAUGAAGUCAAGGGAGACUGAGUGCACAUUAAUUAGAGGGUUUAAGAUAUUUCACAGCUGUAUGGUAGCAAGGUUGCUGACUAGUGUGGACGAGGAGCUGCUGGUGGCACUCAAGAAUAAGCCGUCUUCAUUCCAUGCCCAAGACCUGAAUGUUAUUUUACAAGAAGAAAAAGAAGUAACUAGACUCCUCAGCCAAAUACAUGUAGAGAUUUCUCAGAAAAACAACGACAUCGCAAAUUUGCAGGACACCCUGCAAAGGAGAAACACACGAGACGAACAUAAGUCACUUCUCAUGGACCAACAGCAGAAAUCAGAUAUCCUUAAAUCUAAUAUGAAGCAGGCCAGUUUACAAGAAGAAAUUGUUAAACUGAACAGUCAGAUCAAAAGUCUGAUGCUUGAAAAUAGAAAGGCAGAAAAAGCACUCCAAGAGGAAAAUGGAAAGGUCAAGUGGAAAAUCAAAUACUUAAUCCAAGGCUUUGACGAAGAAAUUGAAAAAACACAGGGCACCCUAGAGGUGAAUGAAAUGGGUUACGGUCAGGAGAAGGAGGAGGUGAAGAAGCUGGAGAAACCCUACUCUGUCCUGGAGAUGGAGUGCAACCAGAUUCAGGAGAAGCGGCGUCUUGCAGAGGAAAAGAGGAAGGCGGAGAUCAGGGAGCUGGAGUUGAAGACCAAAGCUGCUAUUUUUGCCCAAGCCUGGUGGAGAGGCUACAGUACUCGCAAGGCUUUAAAGAACAAGGGCAAAAACAAGAAGGCUAAGAAAGGCAAAGGCAAAGGCAAGAAGACCAAGUAAACCACUGUUUCUUCACUGUAGUUCUACAUUGACAUGGACCUUACCAGUAGAGCAUUAACGUCGUUUGUCAAUUUAUGUUUAAUGAAACACAAAGCCUAUUGAGCAAAUAGCUUUACAUACCACAUUCAGUGUGGUUGAUAUCCACGCCCUCUUUUUCAAUAAAGGCUUUCUUUACUAUUUCUAUGAA
This is a messenger RNA of Mugil cephalus (flathead mullet), 1633 nucleotides long. RefSeq names its product IQ motif containing D (gene drc10). Bases 253 to 1446 code for a protein of 397 amino acids. The record is from RefSeq and is a predicted model, not a curated record. The transcript is spliced from 5 exons. NCBI's taxonomy places the organism in Eukaryota, Metazoa, Chordata, Actinopteri, Mugiliformes, Mugilidae. Gene Ontology annotation, molecular function: protein binding.